Molecule: messenger RNA, 1266 nt
Organism: Vairimorpha ceranae
Lineage: Eukaryota; Fungi; Microsporidia; Nosematidae
Exons: 1
Coding region: 1-1266 (421 amino acids)
Source: RefSeq, a predicted model, not a curated record
AUGAAAAACACUCUAACUGAAAACAAUUUGUCUAAGUUUACUGUCUUUAAAAAUAACAUUAUAGAAUUUUUAUCUAAAUUUAACAUAUCACUAGAUGUCGAUCUUAUGUUAAGAGGCAUCGAUUUAUCAGAUAAAUCUUAUGAAGAAGUAUUAGAUAAUUUUUUAUUAAAAUAUUCUGAUAAGUAUAGAAUUUUUACAGCGUUAUAUAAUAAAGAAUAUCCUUAUGAUUUAGAACUUAAUAAAAAAAUAAAUAUACCUUUAGAAAUUCUUUAUACAGUAGAGUCAGAGAAGUUUUACGGGAUUAAAUUUAAAAAAAUACAGAAUAAAGCAAUUGUUGAUAUUGUUACUACAAAUAAUAUACUGUUAAAAGGGUUUGUAGUAGACAUUAAAUACGGUUUAGAAUAUUUUAUUAACUUUUUAAAUAGAUCUAAACUUGAAAUAGAUGUUAAGUAUUACAGUGACAACAUUUCUAAUAUAUUUGUUGUUAUUAACCAACAAACUUCUCCAUUUAUAAACAAAAUAGUUUUAUAUGAAAUAUAUAAAAAAAUUAAAGGACAUAAAGAAAUUACACAUCUAGCUGUUUAUACUCAAGAUAUUAAAAUAACUGUAUUAAAUAAUAAACUGGUAGAAAACUUUUAUUCUUCAUUCAAUUUAAGUGAUAUAUCAUAUUGUAUAAGAGAAUAUUUAGAUAGAAAUGGAUUUUUUGUACAUUUUUCAACAUUCUGUAUAGAUUGUAUUUCUUAUAUUUUGUAUUUGCAAAAUAAAAGAAGUACUAAUUAUCUUAGAGAUUUUCUUAAUUUUAGAUUUACUGGUUUUGUACUUAAUAAUGGUAUGGAAGUAACAAGAUCCGAUGAUAAUAAUAUAUUAGUUAUUAUAGAUAAUCUUAAAUAUACUGUUAGAUAUCCCAGUACUGACAUAUUAAAUAGAUUAAAGUAUUUAAAUAAGGAAGUAAUAUUACAAUACUACACCAAUAUUACUGUUUCGUAUUAUAAAUGUAAGAAUAUUAAUUCACAACUGUGUUUAAUCAAUUAUUCUGACUAUGAUAUGGUACUUUCAAAUAUUUACGUGACAGGAAGUAAGAAAAUACAAUAUUUAGAGGAUAAAACACCUAGUGAAAUAUUUGAAUAUAAAGAUUUACGGAUGCAUAUAUUAUAUAGUAAAGCUACACAUACACUUUUAAUUAAAUUUAAAGAAAAUAUUAAUAGAGAUUUAUUUUACAUGUAUUUAAUAAGUAUUUGUAAAUUUAAUUACAUGCUUAUUCAAUAA